This is a messenger RNA of Pseudogymnoascus destructans, 447 nucleotides long. RefSeq lists its product as uncharacterized. Lineage: Eukaryota; Fungi; Ascomycota; Leotiomycetes; Thelebolales; Thelebolaceae. The record is from RefSeq and is a predicted model, not a curated record. Bases 1 to 447 code for a protein of 148 amino acids. The transcript has a single exon.
AUGUCAGACAUUUCGUCGAUGAUGCAGGACGGUCGACAGUUUUCUGCCGCGUUCGAUGAGGAAGCCAACUUCUGCGCUGGCGCAACUCAGAUUUACUGGCAUAGCCCGAUGUGCGUAAAGUACUCCAUCAACAGACUGGCGAAGGAGAGAAAUCUAUGUAGGUUCAAGGCCCCUUGGAGACUUGUGGAGAGGACGGGUCUCAGGGAGGACGGAGUGUUGGAACUUCGGCGGAAUUAUAGCAUGGUGAAUAGGUGGAACAAGGCGAUCAGUUGGAUUGAGACACAAUCUCUAUAUGUCUUUUAUAGCGACACAGAGCAAAAUGUUGGCGGUGAUGUAUGUCACGAAUUACGCUUCAAAGAUCGAAGACCUGGUGUGGAAACGAGGGGCGACAGUGGCGGAAGUGUUUCGUACCGCGGAGAGUUCGAUAGCGAGAAACGGUGGCAGUAA